Molecule: messenger RNA, 1605 nt
Organism: Aspergillus steynii IBT 23096
Lineage: Eukaryota; Fungi; Ascomycota; Eurotiomycetes; Eurotiales; Aspergillaceae
Product: putative protein N-terminal asparagine amidohydrolase
Exons: 1
Coding region: 159-1580 (473 amino acids)
Biological process (GO): protein catabolic process
Molecular function (GO): protein-N-terminal glutamine amidohydrolase activity; protein-N-terminal asparagine amidohydrolase activity
Source: RefSeq, a predicted model, not a curated record
ACAAAGUAACUUUGGCUGUGUAUGUUCACAGUGGUCAUACUCCUACAUGGUGCCUGGAAGCCCGAGGCUGGAAAACCUAAUGUGCUGUUACCUAAGCGGCAUGUUCAUCACCUGAUCUGCAGCCCAUCCAGCCAAUUAUAAUUCACAGCGUCAUAUCCAUGAACCCAACUUCUAUCAUCCCCACGGCGACCUCCCCAAAUUGUUUCACGCGCACACCAUCUGUAAACACACACCCAGCAAAGACAGCCAGUAUUCAUUUCCCACACAAAUUCACGUCCAUUUUCUUUGGGCUUAUCCCGGAGCGAUUCCUCUCGACGAUACCAAUCCGGCCACUUCCUAUUCGCCGCGGUACGUAUACAUUCGACAGGCAACGGCGGGAAAUGAAAAUCGCCACCUUACAGUUCGCGCCAAAGCUGGGCGACGUGGAGGGUAACAUCCGACGCGCAAACGAGCUACUACAGCACGGCAAGCUACUCGGAUCAAGGGGGCCCGAGGCGGGGAUUGAGAUCCUGAGGCCGGAUAUCCUGGUCCUGCCCGAGUUGGCGUUGACGGGUGAGUUCAAUAGUCCCGUUUUGCUUCUUUGUUUCCCCCGGGGUGUCUCGUACGCUGAUUGUCUGCUAGGUUAUAAUUUCCCCUCAUUGGAGGCCAUCAGACCGUACUUGGAACCUACGGGCCAGGGUGCGUCGGCCAACUGGGCACGAGACGUCGCCAAACGCUACCGGUGUAAAGUGUGCGUGGGGUAUCCUGAGAUCGAAACACGGCCAGGAAGUCAAGAUGGCGUGAACGACGAGCAGGAAACAUGCUAUAAUUCUCUCCUGGUGGUUGACGAGACCGGAGAAGUUCUCGUCAACUACCGUAAGACGUUUCUGUACUAUACGGACGAGACGUGGGCGGAGGAAGGCACUGCGGAGCGGAGCUUUAAGGAGUUGAGCUUUGCGGGCUCCGACCAGGGCGCUGCUGCGGUCAGCAGAAAGGUGGCGACGUCAUUCGGCAUCUGCAUGGAUAUCAACCCGUACCAGUUCAAGGCGCCGUUCACGGCCUGGGAGUUCGCGAAUCGGGUGCUGGACUCGAAGACCCAGCUGGUCGUGCUGUCGAUGGCGUGGCUCACGCUGCUGAGUCGGGAGGAGCUGGAGGACCUGGCGGACAAACCGGACCUGGACACCUUUAAUUACUGGAUUCAGCGAUUCAUCCCUCUCCUCCGACAGCGAAUGAGCCACGAGUCGGACGUCGACGACGCCGGCGCAGUCGAGUCCGAUAAGCGGAUCAUUCUGGUCUUCGCCAACCGAGCAGGCGAGGAGGAGGGGGCCGAAGGGGCGAAUCUGGCUCGGUAUGCGGGCACCAGCGCCAUUAUCGCCGUCAAACAACGAGCGCAGCCUCUUUCGUCAGAGGAGAAAGCUAGCACCGGGGCGGAAAAGGCUCCGAAUGGACCCGACGAGGACGGCGCAAAGCAAGAGACGCCGCCGAUGGACGUGAAGAUACAUUGCUGGAAUCUGAUGGGCGCGGCAACCGAGGGGAUUUGCUUCGCCGACACCCAGGAGGAUCCUAGGAUGAUUUUUGAGUUGGUCAAAAGGAGCGGUUGAAGUUAAUCCCCACCGCGCCGAACCU